CUGUUUUAAUAAUACUCUUCAUUCAUACUUUUCAAGAUUUCAACUUUCUCUUCUCAAAUCUGUCGCCAGUCAUUUCCAUACUCACGAAAAUCGUGACGAUGGAGAAAAUGAGUGGUAGAACAAGCCAACUGUUCCGAGGAUCAGUUACUUUUCUAAGGAAAUGCUUGUUUAAUGUAAUAUCUAUCGGUCCAAUUCCCGACCACAUUGCCUUCAUCAUGGAUGGAAACAGAAGGUACGCGAAGAAGCAGAACUCUGCCGAAGGAGCUGGGCACAAAGCUGGGUAUUCAUCUCUCAUGUCCAUGCUCGGGUACUGCUAUGAGUUGGGAGUGAAGUAUGUAACAGUAUAUGCCUUCAGCAUAGAUAAUUUCAAGAGGCGACCUGAAGAGGUUCAGUAUCUAAUGGAUCUGAUGCUGGAAAAGAUUGACGAGUUGCUUGAGCACGAAGGUAUUAUAAACCAAUAUGGUAUUAGGGUAUAUUUUAUUGGUAACUUGAAACUUUUGAAUGAGCCUGUCAGAGUUGCUGCUGAGAAGGCGAUGAAAGCCACCGCGAAAAACAACAAAGCUGUUCUUUUAGUUUGCGUGGCCUAUACUUCGCGUGAUGAGAUUGUGCAUGCCGUUAAAGAAUCCUGCAAAAACAAAAGACGUGAACUUCAAACACAUCUUGGAAGCAAGGUGGCCAAUGGUGCGAGUGAAGGAGUUGAAGAGGAUAAGAAAAUGGGGCUUAACAAGGGUUUAGUCAUUCAUGAUGCUCAAGAUGACGGAUUGGAAGGAUCUGAAGCUGUAGAAAAAACGGAUAGAAUGCUGUAUAAAGGUGAAGGUAAUUCGGAUGAUAUUGCAACUAGAACUUGCAAAGGUUUGCUUGAAGAUGCAGAAGUGAGAGAGAAGCAAAGGAAGCUUCCUAGUAUAAAGCUAGUAGAUGUAGAGAAGCAUAUGUACAUGGGAGUAGCACCCAAUCCUGACAUCUUAAUCCGCAGUUCGGGCGAAACCCGCCUCAGCAAUUUCCUUCUUUGGCAGACUGCCAAUUGCUCAUUGUCUUCUCCUGCAGUUCUUUGGCCAGAGUUGGGUUUAAGGCACUUGGUGUGGGCAGUUUUGAACUUCCAGAGAAGCUACCAAUACUUUGAGAAGAAAAGAAAGAAGAUAUAGGUGAUGUAACUUUUUCUAGUCUUACAAACAUGGUAUUCAAACAGUGAGAAAGAGAAUAACGCUUGAAUCAAGGUUUUUUUCCCCCUUUUUUUUUUUUUUUUUUUUUUUUUUUUUUUUUUUUCUGAAGAAAGAAUAAUUGCUUGAAUCCCUUUUGAGCUUGGAAGCUUAAACAAGGAUUGCGCACCAACUUGUUUGAUACAUACAUUCAGAACUAUCUAUUAUACUUCGACUUGAGUGGGCUCCAAUGUAGGA
This is a messenger RNA of Morus notabilis, 1394 nucleotides long. RefSeq names its product dehydrodolichyl diphosphate synthase 6. Gene Ontology annotation, cellular component: endoplasmic reticulum. Gene Ontology annotation, biological process: polyprenol biosynthetic process. The transcript has 2 exons. NCBI's taxonomy places the organism in Eukaryota, Viridiplantae, Streptophyta, Magnoliopsida, Rosales, Moraceae. The record is from RefSeq and is a predicted model, not a curated record. Bases 99 to 1142 code for a protein of 347 amino acids.